Knipowitschia caucasica is the source of this 3318-nucleotide messenger RNA. NCBI's taxonomy places the organism in Eukaryota, Metazoa, Chordata, Actinopteri, Gobiiformes, Gobiidae. The record is from the annotation of a GenBank genome assembly.
AUGGCAACAGAGGUCGUAGACAUGCGUUUAGAGGCUCCGCAGUCCAAGGGCCCAGAGAGAAGGCGACAGGGCAAAUUCCAGCCCUUCAAACGCCUCUUUGGGAAGAAGAAAAAGAAAGAGUCCAAAGCCGGGUUUGAUGGCGCUGACCUCAAGUCCAGCUCCUCCACUGGGGAGGUGUGCAACGGAGUAGUGUCCGAAGAUGAAGACGCCGCUCUGCAUUUGAGGGAGGUGAACUCUGUUGGAGCUCGAGCGCUCUCACACGACAGCAUCUUUAUCCCAGAACCCACAUCCACACAGGAGGACGCCCACGGAGAGCUCACCAUGUCCCAUGAAAACGUCUCCGAUAAAGUCAGGAAUCUGCAGAGGCAGAUUGCAUCCAAUAUUAAGUUUGGACAGAAGCUGCCGUCUAUGCGCAGAAGUGAAGGGGAUGAAGGCAGUACUGAUGACGAUGAGGCUCCCAGGAGCCCCAUGAAGGUCCAGGUCCAGGCUCAAGUCCAGACUCAGGUCCAGACUCAGGCGUAUACCCCAGACGAAGCUGAGCUGCUAAAACCAGAGUCUGACCUCCCGGCUUCUCCGCUAUCCGCUCCACACAGUAGUCCUCCUGCAAAGUCUCCAAGAUCCAAACGAGUCCUUCCUACCACUGGGACCAUUGAGUCCAUUAACCUGGAUGCAGUUCCACAGAGUGGCCCUCGUUUGGACAACACAGCAGCUAAACAUAAACUGUCAGUGAAACCCAAGAACCAGAGAGUGUCUCGUAAGCACCAGCGCUUUACACAGCAGGACUUAGAGGAGGUGUCUAUCCCCGGUGUUCUGGAGGAGGACCCCGAGCCCUCUGACAGUGUGAGGAGGAGGCAACACGAAGAAGAGGCGAGGAAGAGGAGGGAGGAAGAGGAGACCACACGAGCAGAGGAAGAGCGUAAACGGGCUGAGGAGCAGAGGGCCCGAGAGCUUGAGGUCGAGCGCAGACGCAGAGAGGAGGAAGAGGAGGAGAGGCUUCUUCGAGAGGCAGAGGAACGCAGGGUGAAAGAAGAGCUGCUUCGCAAACAGAGGGAGGAAGAGGAGCAGAAACACAGAGAGGAGGAACGAAAGAAACGCGAGGAGGAGGAGAGGAGGAGGAGAGAAGAAGAGGAGGAGAGAAGGAGGAGAGAGGAAGAAGAGGAGAGAAGGAGGGGAGAGGAAGAAGAGGAGAGAAGGAAGAGGAGAGAGGAAGAGGAGGAGAGGAGGAAGCAGCAGGAAGAACUGGAGAAACAACUGAGGGAGGAAGAGGAGCAGAGACGCAGAGAGGAGGAGCGAAAGAAACAGGAUGAAGAGGAGAGGAAGAGGAGAGAGGAGGAGCUCAGGUGGAGGGAGAUGGAGGAGAGACAGAAGCCCUUCUCCUUUAAGGUGUCGUCCGGAGAGAAGCAAAUCCUGUUCCAGAAGGUAAACUUGACGCCCGUUACUCCAGGAUCCACUCAUCACCAGGGCGACGUAGUGGUUGACCACAAAGAGAGCCCUAAAGCUGCGUCCUCUGAAGACACAUCAAACCUGUCCCCCUCUACGUACAUCCCACACACCGCCAUCUUAGUGACGGGCGCUCAGCUGUGUGGCCCCGCCGUGAACCUCGAUCAAAUCAAAGACACCGCCUGCAAAUCUCUGCUGGGUUUGGAGGAGAAGAAGACACCUGGGCCAAUGAAAAACAAAACGUCACCGGACCGAAAAUCUGGCAAGACAAAAUCCCUUAGUGAGGCUUCCUUUUCCACAGAUCAACCCCCCGGCUUGGAUGUGCUGGCAGAAUGGGCGAGUAUUCGAUCAAAGAUUUUCAAAGGUGUGGAAGAUGGCAGCUAUCCUGAUCCAGAGAUGACAAAAUGCCAACCGCCUCCGGAAGAACAACCCGCAUUCUCCCACACGCAUCUCCGUAAAACUAUGUCCGCCAACGCCAAGUUCUCAAUCACACCAGCAAAAAAGAAAUUUGGUGAUUCAAACAGGAACUCUGAAGUUUUUAGUCCCGAAGAUGUGAGUCAAGAGCCUAACGAAUGUCCUGUUUCUCCAGCGCCUAAACCCAAAGGCAAAAGUGUCAGGAUUGUGGAGAGGGUAUCAGAUGAAUGCGUUUUUGCCAAAGAUUUGCCAUCGUUUCUUGUUCCUGGAGCUAAAUCCGAUGUAGAAAUGUUAAAAACAAGGACAUAUAGUGAGAGCUAUGACAGUAAGGAUUUGGAAGAAGAUUUGAAUCAAUGUGGAGAGGAUGCGCCAUCUCCUUUUGGGAUCAAGCUGAGGCGGACUAACUUCUCUUUGCGUUUCCAUAAUGAACAAUCCACAGAAAAGCGGAAGAAAAGGUAUAGCGAUGGAGAUAACUUUGAAGGCAUUCCCUCGCCGCUUACGCCCAUUGAGCCAGAUGUUUCCAAUAUUUUAACAGAGAGAGCGAGCCCCAUGUCCCCGCAAAAGGAAUGCAUUAUCGGCAAGUAUAUCCACUCGCCUCGGACUAAACCUGCAAAGUCACCGAGUCCGACGCCACAGAGCGAAAGUGAGAAAAUCGUCUCGAAACCUCCAGUCUACAGAAGGCCAGCGACCUCUCCAAAACCACCUGGGUCAGUACCAACUCCCCCGCCAUCGCCUCUGCCUAAAGUGCACCGCGGGACGCACAGCCCGAGGGAAUUUGUAGUUGAGUCAACAAGUCAGGAGCAGGUGGGAGGUCAGGCAGAGGAGGCUCAGAGGUGUGGCCAAGGACACUCGCCUGGAGAGGAGGAGCACAAGGAGAAAAAGUCCUUCUUCCCGUCGAUUAGCAUUCCCUGGAGAGAGAAGACCGACCGCAAAACAGAGCUCAUCCGGAAAGACAAACCGUCCCUCCAGAGCAGGCACUCUCUGGACAGUGCAAAAGUGCAGGAGAAGGAGGGCGCCCCCAUGUGGAUCCAUGUGGCACUGCAAAAACAGAAGGGCUUCAGGGAGCAGCAGCAGAACCGUGAGGACCGCCGCAGUCUACGAGAGGCCAAGAUGGCAGAGAAACAUGUCAAAGACAGAGACAGCCUUUCAUUAGUGAUCCCCUCUGACAGCAGAGGAAGCGGGAGCAGCAGUCCAAGCUCCAAGCCUCAGACUCCGGAAGAGAAGAGACCGGACUCUCUCCUGGGACGAUUAGAUCGCCGCGAACAACUGAAGAAGGCCAGUACUCUCCCCAGCUCUGUGACGGUGGAGAUCGCAGACUCCACCCCGUCGCCCCCUGCUGUUAAGGACGUGUCAAAGCGCUUCCCCUCCAGUGACUCUGCACAGGUGUCCACAGAGCCGGCCUGGCUGGCUCUGGCCAAGAGGAAGGCCAAAGCCUGGAGUGACUGUCCACAGAUAAUCAAAUAG